Molecule: messenger RNA, 732 nt
Organism: Acanthosepion pharaonis
Lineage: Eukaryota; Metazoa; Mollusca; Cephalopoda; Sepiida; Sepiidae
Source: the annotation of a GenBank genome assembly
AUGAAGCUUUCUGCUUUUUAUCCUCUCCCUCUAUAUCUCUUUCUCGCUCUAUAUCUUUCUCUCUCUCUCUCUCUUUCUUCCUCUCUAUAUCUCUUUCUUUUUCUGUCUCUCUCUACAUCUCUCUCUAUCUCUGUCUCUUUCAAUAUCUUUCUCUCUCUCUCUCUUUCUUUCUUCCUCUCUAUAUCUCUUUCCCUUUCUGUCUCUCUCUACUUCUCUCUCUAUCUCUGUCUCUCUCUAUAUAUUUCUCUCUCUAUCUCUUUCUCUAUCUUUUUCUUUCUAUAUCUUAUUCUCUCUCUCUCUCAAUCUAUCUCUUUUUGUCGCUAUCUCUUUCUCUCUCCCUAUCUCUUUCUCUUUUUCUCUCUCUCUCUCUCUCGAUCUUUCUCUCUCUCGAUCUCUCUCUCUCGAUCUCUCUAUCUGUAUAUAUUUCUCUCUCUGUCUCUUUCACUCUCUAUCUCUCUCUUUUUCUCACUCUUUCUCUCUCUCUGUCUUUUUCUCUAUAUCUACCUCUUUUUGUCGUUAUUUCUUUCUCUCUCUCCCUAUCUCUUUCUCUCUAUAUCUCUUUCCCUCUUCCUCUCUCUCUCGAUCUCUCUAUCUGUAUAUAUUUAUCUCUCUGUCUCUAUCUCUCUCUCUUUUUCUCUCUCUUUCUCUCUCUCUGUCUUUUUCUCUCUAUCUGUCUCUUUCUGUCGCUAUCACUUUUUCUCUCUAUCCACCGAUUUUCACAUACGCACAUAA